This is a messenger RNA of Saccoglossus kowalevskii, 1393 nucleotides long. RefSeq lists its product as uncharacterized. The record is from RefSeq and is a predicted model, not a curated record. Lineage: Eukaryota; Metazoa; Hemichordata; Enteropneusta; Harrimaniidae. Gene Ontology annotation, cellular component: actin filament. Gene Ontology annotation, biological process: actin filament polymerization. Gene Ontology annotation, molecular function: protein binding.
UCUCUAAAUUCAGUUGUCAUGCCAACUACCUCUUUUCCACUAUCUCUCAUAACUUCAUCUGCAUAUGAUUCAGAAAAUGUAACAGAAGUACCAGCUACAGAAUCAGUGCCUGUAAAUCAAAAAUACAAAAUUACACUAGCAGGCGAUUGUGAACUGGCAAUGCGCGAAGAGAGGAACUUCUCCAGGGCAUUUCUGCAGCUGCUGUCUGAAACAAUACAGUUGGAUAUAGGAAAAAUGAAAGUAGACAAAGUGUACUGUGGUUCAACCAUCGUAGAGUUCUCAGCCGAUGUUCCACUUGAAUCAAACGUCUCUGUAGUACUUCAAAACAUUGCAGAUGAAGACGUGUUUGUGAUGAUAUACAAUGGACAGAAUUUCACAAUGAUUGAUUUUUUUAUUUUCCCCCCAACACCGACUCUAAAACCUACACCGAAAGGACCCCAUUCUCCACCAAAAAAGCCAUCACAAGGAAUAAGUUAUGAGCAACAACAGUUCAUCAUUUACAUUCUCCUGGCGACUGCCUGUGGCAUUGCUAUUAUUAUUGGCAUUGCCUUCUGCAUCCAGAAAUACAGCAGGCAGUGUUGUCGCACACGUAGUAAAACGUUUGAGCUCUCCAUGGAUGAGAAUUUCGUUAAACUGUCUGAUUUCAACAUGGCACACACCAGUAUACCUCGACCAAAAAGUAUCUAUGAGCAAAACAUAGACACCGCCGGGAAAUUCAGGCCUUACUCCAAUGAAGAGGAGGCUGCUCAAGUAGUUGCUGAGGGGACAUGUGCACCUCCUUCCAAAAAGACUUCAAAGGAAGAGCCUGAAAAUCCUCCUCAGGUUGGUGUGGAAAUGUCACCUGAUAGCAUGAAGGCUAGUAAAGAGUUUGCACGAAACAGUGUGCCUGAGUGGGACCUGCCAAAGUUAGAAGGAGUUGUUAGAAAAGGUGACGAUAAACCACUCAAAGAUCCUGACCAUCCUUCAAAUGCCACUUUCAUGCCUUUAUCUACCUCUGAACCAUCCAUGCCACCUACAACAGCACCACCACCGCCGCCGCCGCCACCACCACCACCACCGCCUCAACAACCUGUUCCAUCUCCUAGCAGCAGCAGUCCCCGUGUACGUACAAGUGAUACCUUUUCUGACAUAUCAGAUACUUCAACAGCUGAAACAAGACAGUUGUUACAGUCCAGGGACUGUUCACCCAUGGCGAGUGGAGUAGAUAACCUGGCUAUGGUCUCAGACACUGCCUACUCGCCUUCUGGAAUGAGGCCAAAAAAAGAAGGACUGAUCUAAAGAACCAAUUAUAUAUCUGUUAUGUCUUCAGGAGAGCGAAAUACAACAUUGAUGUAGAUGUUCACAUGUAUUACACCUUUUAGAAGUGCAUAUGGUAACGCUGAAGUUGUUCUCA